GUUGGAUUGGAUGGCAUACCCACCCCAAUCUCAAACCAUACCCUUAAACCCUUUAACCCCUAUUUUUACGAACCCUGCUUUGUGCGAUAUCAACUCAGCCCUCUUUUGAGCUCAGAACAGUUAUGGCGGGCAGCUCUGCGGUAGCACGUAAAUCCCCGCUCAUAUCCCGUUUUGUGGGCUUUUCUCCUAGACCCAUCUCGCCUGCUUCUUACGCGACUCGAAUUCCGGCAAGCACAUAUCAGGUAAAGGAAUUUAAAAGUUGUUCCUUGUGUCACUCCUACGUGACGAAGCCUGUCGAAUCUAUUAAUGGUGGCGCUCUCAAAAGGGAUUUUAGUUUCUUCUGGAUUGGUUUGCGGCCAUUGGGUUUCGAUGGUUUCCGAGUUUCUGCGGUUUCAGGUGGUGGGUUAGAUGGAGCUGGCGGAAAUGGCGGUUCUGGUGAUGGGCAUUAUGGUGGUGGAGGUGAAGGUAGUGGUGGUGGUGGUGGUGGUGGUGGUGGUGGUGAGAACAAUUGGUCUUUUCUUUCAUGGUACUUGGGUCUUCUUGCAAAAUAUCCCGUGGCAACAAAAGCUGUGACAUCUGCAUUCUUAACUUUUGUUGGAGAUUUGAUCUGCCAGAUUGCAAUUGAUCAAGUUCCAUCACUGGACCUGAAAAGGACGUUCUUGUUUACUUUAUUGGGGCUUGUGUUAGUAGGUCCAACAUUACAUUUCUGGUAUUUCUUUCUGAGCAAAUCGGUUACUUUGCAAGGAGGAUCAGGAGCACUUUUGCGGCUUUUACUUGAUCAGUUCCUUUUUUCUCCUAUAUUUAUCGGUGUUUUCUUAUCUACAUUGGUGACACUAGAAGGAAGACCUGAACAAGUUGUACCCAAGCUUCAACAGGAGUGGUUUUCUGCCGUUGUUGCUAAUUGGCAACUUUGGAUACCUUUCCAAUUUCUCAAUUUUCGAUUUGUUCCACAGCAAUUUCAGGUCCUUGCUGCCAACUUUAUUGCUUUAGUUUGGAAUGUUAUUCUCUCGUUUAAAGCUCACAAAGAGAUCCUUCCGAAAAAGGUUUGUUAUAAAUACGAAAAGCAUAGGACAUGAGCAUCUUAUAUGUGUAUUUUCUUUCAAAAUUAAUUUGCAUAAUUAUGUACUUCAAUCUAUCACCUUUUACGUUUAAUUUUUUAUUGGGGUUGGGGGGAGUGGGCUAUGAAGUAAUGCUAGGAAUUGGCUAGAGACAUGGGGAUAUUUUGCCCGCAAGACAUUGUGUACUUUUAAGUGUAUGUUUUGCAUGUGGCCUCCACAAUCGCUGCUUGAAUACAAAUGCACAAUUUCUUCUUA
Messenger RNA from Cannabis sativa, 1313 nucleotides. Its product is annotated as protein SYM1. The record is from RefSeq and is a predicted model, not a curated record. The coding region runs from base 123 to 1076 and encodes 317 amino acids. Gene Ontology annotation, cellular component: membrane; cytoplasm. NCBI's taxonomy places the organism in Eukaryota, Viridiplantae, Streptophyta, Magnoliopsida, Rosales, Cannabaceae. The transcript has 7 exons.